GCGUGAGGCUCUCGGAGCAGCUGAAGACUCCCUGGCAGUGAGAAACUGAAAUUGGGACAUAGCACGGUGAGGACACCCAGGAAGGAGGGAGCAGGGUCGUCCUGAGAGAUAGACUUGUGGGAACAGCACACUGAAACUGCCAGGUUUCAAUCUCGACCCACAAAGCUCAUUUCUGUCCUUUAGACAAGGACAUGGAGCCCUGGGGUUUAUUAAAGUACUGAGGGGAGGCUGGAGGGGAAAGGGGAAGCUGAGGGUGUUCUGGUUCGUGGUGUUUUUUGUUGUUUUUUUUUUUUUUUUAAAUCAGAUGAGAGGGAAUAUUUCAGUUUAAUCAAGAAGGGGUUUAAUCCUUUCUGAAAGCUGGGAAAGCAGAAGUCUGAAUAUAGCCCGGAGAGCAAGCAGCAAAAAGCCACUCCUUGCUGUUCUGUCUUUGCACCCACAGCUGUGCCAGCACAUCACCCAUCUCCCCCUGGCCCUGUGAGCUCAACCUGCCCGACGUGCUGUGGGACACAUCUCUGCAGAACCCCACCAUCCAGCCAUGCUGCACUUCCUCUGGGACAGCAUCUCCCUCCAGACAUUCCUCAUCUUUCUCUUCGUCUUCCUGCUCAUCGCAGACUACAUGAAGAACAGAAAUCCAAAGAAUUUCCCUCCCACCCCCUUCCGCCUUCCCUUUCUGGGGCACAUCUAUCUCCUAGACUUCAAAGAUCCUGCAGUCACAGCGAGGAAGCUAAGUGAAAGAUACGGUGACAUCUUUGGCAUGCACAUGGGCAGCAUGAAGUUUGUGAUGGUAAAUGGGAUGCGGCUGGUGAGGGAAGUGCUCGUAAACCAAGGGGACAAGUUCAUGGACCGCCCUGACAUUCCCCUGGACAAGGAGGUUUUCAGCAAGAUCGGACUGAUCUCCUCCACCGGGCACCUGUGGAAGGCACAGAGGAGGUUCACCCUGACCACGCUCCGGAACUUUGGCCUGGGGAAGAGGAGCCUGGAGGAGCGCAUCCAGGAGGAGUGCCGGUACCUCGGGGACGCGUUCAGGGAUGAACAGGGGAAUCCUUUCAACCCUCAGUUUCAAGUGACUAAUGCUGUUUCAAAUAUCAUCUGCUCCCUCAUCUUUGGCAAUCGGUUUGAAUACCACGAUGAGGAUUUCCAAAGACUGCUGAAGCUGAUGUAUGAAAUGACUGUGCUCCAUGGAGCCAUCACAAGUCAGCUGUACAAUAGUUUCCCAUCUAUAAUGAAGUACUUACCUGGAGCCCACCAAACCAUUUUUAAAAAUUGGAGGUUAUUGAAAAAUGUUAUGCAAGAGCAGAUCAACAAACACAAGGAGGACUGGAACGCCUCAGAGAGCCGGGACUACAUCGACAGCUACCUGCUGGAGAUCUCCAAGGACCAUGACAGUGACACCUUCCGGGAGGAACACCUCAUGGCCUGCACGCUCGACCUGAUGUUUGCUGGGACUGAGACCACAUCUUCAACCCUCCGCUGGGCUUUGCUGUUUAUGGCUACACAUCCAGAAAUUCAAGCCCGGGUGCAAGCUGAGAUCGAUGCAGUCAUCGGCCAGGCACGGCCACCAGCCCUGGAGGACAGGAACAACCUGCACUACACCAAUGCUGUCAUCCAUGAAGUACAGAGGAAAGGCAAUGUUAUCCCUUUCAAUGUGCCAAGAAUGGCAUCGGAGGACGCCUACGUGGAUGGCUACUACAUCCCAAAGGGUACUGUUAUAAUGGCAAAUUUAACCUCUCUGCUAUUUGACAAGAACGAAUGGAAAACCCCUGAGACUUUUAACCCUGAGCAUUUUCUGAAGGAUGGGAAGUUCUGGAAAAAUGAUAAUUUUAUACCAUUUUCUAUGGGGAAGCGUUCCUGCCUGGGUGAGCUGCUGGCCCGUGCUGAGCUCUUCCUCUUCUUCACCUCCCUGCUCCAGAAAUUCACCUUCCAGGCACCCCCGGACACCACGCUCAGCCUCCAGCCUGUGGUAGGCAUUGCAAUGGCCCCACAGCCCUACAAGAUCUGUGCUGUGCCUCGGUAG
Cinclus cinclus is the source of this 2014-nucleotide messenger RNA. RefSeq names its product cytochrome P450 2J2-like. Gene Ontology annotation, molecular function: heme binding; oxidoreductase activity, acting on paired donors, with incorporation or reduction of molecular oxygen, reduced flavin or flavoprotein as one donor, and incorporation of one atom of oxygen; iron ion binding. Gene Ontology annotation, biological process: xenobiotic metabolic process. The coding region runs from base 536 to 2014 and encodes 492 amino acids. The transcript has 9 exons. Gene Ontology annotation, cellular component: cytoplasm; intracellular membrane-bounded organelle. The record is from RefSeq and is a predicted model, not a curated record. Lineage: Eukaryota; Metazoa; Chordata; Aves; Passeriformes; Cinclidae.